Messenger RNA from Lolium rigidum, 1407 nucleotides. RefSeq names its product probable protein ABIL1. The transcript has 9 exons. The record is from RefSeq and is a predicted model, not a curated record. The coding region runs from base 194 to 1087 and encodes 297 amino acids. NCBI's taxonomy places the organism in Eukaryota, Viridiplantae, Streptophyta, Magnoliopsida, Poales, Poaceae.
UCCUCCUACUGCUGGCUGCCCGCACUUCCCCGGGCACGCACCACCGGAGGGAUCGCAUCGCUACCUUGCUUCCUCCUCACGUGCCUUGCCCUCCCCGCUUCCCGUUCCGCUCCAUCCCACCGACUGAACUAAGGGUCGGCGAGAGGCCACGGCAAGAAGCCGCGACUGCGACCGGGAGCAGGCAGAGGACGCGAUGCAGCAGCAGCAGGCGCCGCCGUCGUUCGCCCGCCCUGCUCCCACCACCUUUGACGAGGCGUCCAUGGAGCGGAGCAGGGGCUUCGUCAAGGCGCUACAGGAGCUCAAGAACCUGCGGCCGCAGCUAUACUCCGCCUCCGAGUACUGCGAGAAGUCCUACCUCCACAGCGAGCAGAAGCACGUGGUGCUGGACAACUUGAAGGAUUAUGCUGUCAGGGCCCUGGUCAACGCGGUCGACCACCUUGGUACCGUCGCCUUCAAGUUGACAGACCUGUAUGAACAACAGGCUUCAGAGCUCUCAACUAUCGAGCUGAAAGUAGCAUCCUUGAACCAGCAAGUCCUGACCUGCCAAACCUACACGGAUAAAGAAGGCCUUAGGCAGCAGCAGAUGAUCGGAACCGCCACCAGGCACCACAAACAUUACAUCGUACCAGUUUCAGGAAACAAAAGGAUGCAGACCUUUUCCGAGAUGCAGACUGAUGCUGAGUUCGACUUACGGCCCAAACCUUAUCCCUCAGAGAAAACUCUUUUCUGGCACUUGGCUUCAGAGAAGAACUCCAAAACCAAUGGAGAACGACAAUCUGAAUUAGGCCACGGAGAAACAAAAACUUCUAAACCUACAUCCAGUGAUGGGUUCAACCUUCUAGGUAAGGAAUCGUCUGCCUCUCCCUUGCCCAAGCGUACACAGUCGAAUGUGACCAGCUCGGACAUUGUUACUCGUAACAGUGGCAUGAAGGAUCAGCCUGGUACAAGGCAUUUGUCAUCAUUCAGUUCUCUCGAUAACCCAAGAGCGCGCCAAAUCCAAAAGGUUCCCGUCCGCACGAAGAGCAUGCUAGCUGCAUUCUUUGUCAGGCACAGGUCUGGAAAGAUGAAAAAUGUCUCAGUUCGUUGAUCAGCUGCAGACCUGCAGUUUGCUAUGGCCAGCUGCACAAUGAAGUACACGCAAGAAACUCAGUCCACAUCUCUUAUAUGGUACUCCCUCCGUGCACUAAUAUAAGAUGUUUUGCCAAGCUAAAUUAGCUUGCCAAAAUGUGUUAUAUUAGUAAGCAGAAGAAGUAAUAUAUGUAUCUUGUAUAUUCUAGUGGUCUAGAGAUACAUCGUAUGUGAUGCCAUUUCCAUCUCUAAUUCUUAAUGUCAUCAUGCUGAUGACACAAAAUUAUACGGAUAGAGUAAAUUUGUAUACCAUUUUGCCAAAUCACUAGCCAGGAGUUC